GGGAACUGUGCCACUUCUGACACCAAUACAAUAUAAAGUGGCCGAUACCAUUACAGAUAUCAUCAUUCACUGUCAAGAGUAUCCAGCCAUAACGAAAAGAUGCGCUAUACAUUCGUGCUAGUGUUGCUGGUGACGUUUGCAGUUCUGCACGAGUCCGACUCCUGGUUUCUCAGAAGACGAGCAUGGAGGAAAGUAAAACGAUGGGGUGGACGUGCACUUAGAGGGUGGGCAGCAAAGAAAGCAGCGGCCUUGAUUUUGGCGGGAAAACGAGAUGUCUCGGACUAUGACACCAACAAGGACGGAGUCCUCGACGUAGACGAACUGGAGAAAGUGAUGAGUACUCGAGACGCUGAGAAUCUGUUGGAAAUUUCUGAUGAUGACGGAGACUCCGAGGUCACUGUGGACGAGUUCAGGCGAGUCCUCAGGGAACUGAACGGACUGGAAUAAGAAGAUCAACAAUAAAGAAGACCAACAUAGAUCUGGCUGAUCAGCUGUCGACAUAAAUUAUAUUAUUAAUAAUAAUAAAACUCAAGACGCAGUAAA
Molecule: messenger RNA, 543 nt
Organism: Gigantopelta aegis
Lineage: Eukaryota; Metazoa; Mollusca; Gastropoda; Neomphalida; Peltospiridae
Exons: 5
Coding region: 100-447 (115 amino acids)
Molecular function (GO): calcium ion binding
Source: RefSeq, a predicted model, not a curated record